GCCCGAUAUGCCCGGCCUCGUCCAUCUCGACCUUGGAGAGAAUUUCUUGCUCGAUUUGCCGCCCGUCGAAAGCCCCAGUCUGGAGAGGCUCUACCUUGGGGGCAAUGAGAUAGCAAGGCUCACAAUCGGGUGGUCGACGCCGAACCUGACGGCUCUCGUAGUGGAUAAUAAUCCCAUCACGGAAGUCGAGCACGGAUUCUUCGAGAACUUGAAGAAAUUAUGGCAAUUUUCAUGUAACAACUGCAACCUGGGCCCGACUCUGUUCAAUGGGACGUUGGAGUUCCACAGUGAAACCUUGCGAUAUGUGUCUCUUGGAGGUAACAACAUUUCAAGCUUGGAAUCUCAUGCCAUCACAGGUUUCACGGCAGAGACCAGAAUCGAGUUAUGGGGCAACGAAAUCAGAAACUUCACUAAGGAGUCCUUCCUACUCAUGUUGGAGAACCUCGCAGCUGGGGAAGGGUACAUCGACCUGUACGGACAUCUAACAUCCAUUCCCAGAAAAUCUCGGCUGGUCAAGCUCCACGUAUUAUGCAACUCCUCUUCGAGCUCAACAAAUCAGGCUGCGUGUGGAGACCUUAGGGACAUCCACGACGGUGGAGUGGGACCCUCCGAGAAGAAGACUCCCAGCAGACGCCGGCCCCCGGACACCAGGACCCCGCAGCGCUUCCGAAUCCAGAAGAAGAGCUGGGACCUCCAGUCCCCCAAACCCUCGUGGAUCCCCCUCCCGAUCGCCCUGCUCUGCCUCCUCGCCUUCCUGUCCUCUCACAGUCACCACAGCCCUCCAUUGUCAUCGAGACAGUGCCUCCCCGUGUUCCCGUACACCCGGUCGAGGAUCUGGCUGAUCCUCGUGGAACGCAGGUACAAGUCCGAGGCAGAGCUUGGGGUCCAACAGGAACAGUACUCCUCUGAGGAUCGGAGGUUUCCGACGGAUUCGCGAAUUCCCAUGGGGCACCCCCUGCGAUAUUUCCUCGCUGGAUCGUGCGCGAUUUUCGCCUUCGGUGCUCUUCUCAACGUCUACCGAGAUCGCCCCGCUCGUUCGAGUUCCGUGCGGCCGUUCCUGAACGUUCCGGACGCGUCGAUCGGACCGGAGACGGAAAUCUUUUGCGGCCGGCGAAGCAUCUCGCGCGGGCCGAAUCAGAAAGUCCUUUCUUACAGUCUCUUCGGGGUCGAAGGGGCGUCUCGGGCGGCGGGUCCGUACGAGACGCUGGUGUCCGGGAUCCUGGAUGGUGUCCGGAAAUGGUAUCCAGGCUGGGUGGUGAGGAUAUACACGAAUUAUUCGAGUGAGAACGAAGAAGUCGCUUCCUGGAUGAAGUCAUUGGAAGAGAAAUUCCCCAUCGUGGACUUCUGCCACGUGGAGAAUCUGCCCGGGAUCGUCGGGGACGUCCAGACGCGCCAGAGCAACGGGAGGGUGUGGCGAUACUUGCCCAUGAUGGAUCCGCUCGUCGACGCCUUCGCGUCCAGAGAUUCGGAUUCCCCGGUGUCCUCCGGCGAGGCCGCGGCCGUGAAGGAAUGGGUGGAGUCCGAGUACCUCCUCCACGCCAUGAAGGACCACCCCGCCCACCACGGUCCCGUCUUCGCGGGUCUUUGGGGCGCGAAGGUGUCGCAGAACCGAAGCUUCGUUCACUAUCUGGGAAGAAAAAUGGUGUUCGAGAGCAAAACCAGCGACGACGAAGGAUUGGAUCAGGAUCUGCUCCGUGACGUCUUGUGGGACGAAGCCCGGGAACACUUCUUGGUGCCCGCCAGCUUCACCUGCGAUGAAUUCGUCGGAGGGGAGACGAGGCCUUUCCCGACCCGUCGGGACGGGGGCUUCUGGCUCGGCUCGGGGACUAGAUACGCUCCGCUCGUGAAGGAGUGCCCGCUUAAAUGCAGGCCGAAGGUUCACCCCGACUGGGUCUAUUGCUGA
Messenger RNA from Darwinula stevensoni, 1903 nucleotides. Lineage: Eukaryota; Metazoa; Arthropoda; Ostracoda; Podocopida; Darwinulidae. The record is from the annotation of a GenBank genome assembly.